This is a messenger RNA of Herpailurus yagouaroundi (jaguarundi), 2321 nucleotides long. It is a transcript of the gene AVPR1A, whose product is annotated as arginine vasopressin receptor 1A. Lineage: Eukaryota; Metazoa; Chordata; Mammalia; Carnivora; Felidae. Gene Ontology annotation, biological process: G protein-coupled receptor signaling pathway; regulation of systemic arterial blood pressure by vasopressin; positive regulation of vasoconstriction. The coding region runs from base 545 to 1810 and encodes 421 amino acids. Gene Ontology annotation, cellular component: plasma membrane. Gene Ontology annotation, molecular function: peptide binding; vasopressin receptor activity. The transcript has 2 exons. The record is from RefSeq and is a predicted model, not a curated record.
CAUAGCACGUCUAGUUCUUCAAGUUUUUGUCAGAAAAGAGCGGGAAAGCGCCCCCAUCCAGCCUGUUAAGCCGAGGAAUCGGCGAGUCUCCCAGGCCCACCCCUGCAGCAGUGAUGCAAAGAGAACAAAUCAGCGACGUAGAGAGGAGGGAAAAAAAAAGAAAGAAAGAAGGAACCCCCUGGGGGUGGUGGGAGGAGAGAGCGGACGGAGUAAGCACGGAGCAGUCUCCAACCACUGGGACGAGAGGGAGCGCUUUCUGGGGAAACAAACUCCGCAUAAAUAAUUGAGUUUGGAGCCCUGCGCUUUCAGAAGCUCGGAGCGCACCUCCCCAGCGCCUUCCUAGCUGAAAAGGAGCCGAGCGGGGAAAGAGGUCGGUGACGGGAGCGAGAGCAGCUCGGCCGGCGGUGGGACGCUGUGCCCGCAGACGCCCGCAAGAGGGACAGCAGGGCCCAGUGAGCAGAGCCCAGCGAGCGCGGGAAGGACAGCGCGCGACGGGCAAGGAGCCCUCGCCAGCGGCGGUGGGAAGACAGCUGGGAGGCGCUGCAUGGACAGCAUGCGUUUCUCCGGAGGCCCCAACGAGGGGCCCGCGGACAACUCCAGCCAGGGGUGGCCCCUGUUAGCCGGCGGUGUCAACGGCAGCCGGGCAGCGGAGGCGCUCGGGGACGGCGGCAGCCCCCAGGGGGACGUGCGCAACGAGGAGCUGGCCAAGCUGGAGAUCGCCGUGCUGGCUGUGACUUUCGUGGUAGCCGUGCUAGGUAACAGCAGCGUGUUGGUGGCGCUGCACCGCACCCCUCGCAAGACGUCCCGCAUGCACCUCUUCAUCCGCCACCUCAGCCUGGCCGACCUGGCCGUCGCUUUCUUCCAGGUGCUGCCGCAGAUGUGCUGGGACAUCACCUACCGUUUCCGCGGGCCUGACGGGCUGUGCCGCGUGGUGAAGCACCUGCAGGUGUUCGGCAUGUUCGUGUCGCCCUACAUGCUGGUGGUCAUGACCGCCGACCGCUACAUUGCGGUGUGCCACCCGCUGAAGACGCUGCAGCAACCGACGCGCCGCUCGCGCCUCAUGAUCGCUGCCGCCUGGGUGCUGAGCUUCGUGCUUAGCACGCCGCAGUACUUCGUCUUCUCCAUGGUCGAGGUGAACAACGUCACCAAGGCCCGGGACUGCUGGGCCACCUUCAUCCAGCCCUGGGGUCCCCGCGCCUAUGUAACCUGGAUGACGGGUGGCAUCUUCGUGGCGCCCGUGGUCAUCCUGGGUACCUGCUAUGGCUUCAUCUGCUACCACAUCUGGCGCAACGUCCGCGGAAAGACGGCUUUGCUCCCGGGAAAGGGCGCCGAGGGCGCGAGUGGCGCUUUGCAUAAGGGGCUCCUGCUCGCGCCGUGUAUCAGCAGCGUGAAGACCAUUUCCCGCGCCAAGAUUCGCACGGUGAAGAUGACUUUUGUGAUCGUGACCGUUUACAUCGUUUGCUGGGCGCCCUUCUUCAUCCUUCAGAUGUGGUCUGUCUGGGAUGAGAAGUUUGUUUGGAUCGAAUCAGAAAACCCGGCCAUCACCAUCACUGCAUUACUGGCUUCCUUGAAUAGUUGCUGUAAUCCCUGGAUAUACAUGUUUUUUAGCGGCCAUCUCCUGCAAGACUGUGUCCACAGCUUCCCAUGCUGCCAGAACAUGAAUCAAACGUUCAACAAAGAAGAUUCUGACAGUAUGAGCAGAAGACAGACUUCUUACACUAACAACCGGAGCCCCACAAACAGUAUGGGUACAUGGAAGGACUCGCCUAAAUCGUCCAAGUCCAUCAAAUUCAUUCCUGUUUCAACCUGAGCCCACAUUCACGCAGCCUGACUCUUGUAGUGGUCUUUUGGGUCUACUGGCUGAAUCCAGCUAGAAAUCAUGGGAACAAAUGAACUUCUAAGAGAUAAGCGUCAGUUUGUUGAGUGCAAGACUGUGUUUCUAGUUGCAUUUUCUCAUUGCUAUGACCAAAAGUUAUGAAUUGUUUUAUAUGGGACGUUAAAAAAUAAAAAAAUUUAAAAAUGAUGAAAAAAUAUGCUACACGAAGAUUUGUAGGCCUAAUUUUCAGAAAUAUAAUAGAAGUUAUAGUUCUAAAGGAAAAACAUAACCACCCUGGCUUUACAUUCUGUUGUUGGUUUCCUUUCUUUUCUUUUCCUUUUAUUAUGGAUAGAACUAAGGCUUGCUUGGUUUAGAAGUCAUAGGAUGUAGGGGCAUUAUUUCAAACAAAGUGAGCUCAUCAUCAGCCUUAGUGUUUGAAAGGAAUUAGAAGAACCUUCAGAGAAAUUUUUUCCAUCCAAUAAAAAUCAGUUCAUGCAUCAGAAAA